AUGGAUGUAAGAAUUGUUGGGGACGAGAGAAGGAUGAACAUGAUAUCGGCCUCUUCUGUGUUCAUCAACGACCAAGCAAGUAACAACAAUGUCAUCAACCUGUUGAAUAAUAAUCAUAAUCAAAAUAAUAAUAGUGGUGUCAAUCAUCCUCAUCAUCAACAGUAUCAAAACAAUCAUCAUCAAAUUGUUGUUGCAGGAAUGACCAAUAAUAGUAGCACUAUAAAUGGAAAUAGUAGUGGAGCAUUGAAGGCAGGGGUGGUUCUCCGAACCAGAGUGGAGCUUCCACAAUUUGAUUUUCAAGGCUUGCCUCAAAUCCCAGUCUCGUCGGGUUAUGCCAAGAGGUUGAGCGAGAUCAAACAAUAUGGACCCAAUACGUUUGUUUUGAAUAAAUCGGAGAAACCACCAUCAUCAGGCACACAGCGUGCGAUGGUCUAUCAGUACACUACCGAAAGUAUCGCCAACAGAAAAUUGAUGCAGGAGAGAGAACAAGUUACCUUGCCUAAUAUUCGAUCUCGGGAAUCAAAAUCAGCUCAGUCGUUGGGAAAGCCUGUUCAAAUCCUUAAUAGACAAACGGUGAUGAAAUUAACUCAUGCAGAAACGGAAGAGGAAGUUUUGGAAUGCCUGGCAUCAGAUAAGGAUCUAGAAGGAGUAGAGCAAGAGGAUAUGGAUUCAUUCAGAAAUUUAUAUUAUCUUGAUGUGUCUGGAAAUUAUAUUCCUUUUGAGCAGUUGGCUUCUAUUCCCUCACUGAGAAAUUUAAAUAUUGGAUGUAACGCCCUUUCAGGUAUUUCAAUACCCCAAAAUGUGGAUAAUGCAUUUGCCAAAUUGGAGAUUUUAAAUCUUUCUUAUAAUACUUUUUCGGAUCCAUACUUAUUUAAUGAGCUGGGAAAAUUGAAACAAUUAAGAAAACUUGACUUGAGCGGAAAUAACUUACAAGGGCUCCCAAAUGAUCUUUCACAAUUUAACCUCACUGAAAUUAUUCUAGAGGACAAUGUGUUAGAUUUUUCUGUAUUCUAUUCUUUGAGCUCAAUACCAAGUCUUGUUGAAAUAUCUCUCAACAAGAACAAAAUUGAGAAAAUUCCUAAAAUUCGAAAAGAAAUAUUUCCAAACCUCCUUCGCCUACGACUGGAAGAAAAUGAAAUUACGACACAUGAAGAUUUGUACGUCAACGAAUUCUCCUGUCUGGAAGUUUUGUAUAUUAGCUCGAAUCCUAUCAUUAAUAGAAGCAAGGACCUAGAGAGAUCUAGAUAUAACUGUAACAAGAGAAAUAUCCAACUGAUCAUUUCAGGAUCCGUCAUUCCUUCAGAAAAAUUGCCUGUCACCAAAUUCUACAAGUUAAACUCCAUGAUUAAUGUAAAUAGUAUUAACAAAAAAACGCAACCGCUUCCAACUCGAGAGAAGGAAAUUGACAAUUCAAAGGAAGAGGACACUGAUAGCUCUUUCUUCAUAACUGCGGUUCCAAGGCUAGAUCUAAAGGCCGUUUCUGAAAAGGAGCAAGGCUCUGAAAAGAUUCUAACCCCAACAAGUCCUUUCCGAUCGCCCACCACCAAACUCUUCACAGCACAAUCUGCUUCAGAAAUCAAGAAAAUUACUGAAUCCUAUGAUAGAAUGAAUGACAUUGGCAAGAAAGUCAAGGUCACCUAUGAUGUCAAAGAUCUUCGCAAGAGCUCACGAAUGCCAGCCGACAGGUAUGAAUAUAAUAAGGAUUGGUUCGAUCUGGAUGUGGCACUCAAUAAUGUGGAUGAAUCACUAGAUGAAGAAAUUAAGAGAAAUGCCUCAAUGAUAUCUCAAGAAAAGCAAAAGUUGGCCCUCUAUAAUGACAGUGUUGACCUUUACAAAACCAAUCUAUCGGAUAAGAAGAAUACGUAUCGUGCCCUCAAAUUUGCGAUCGAAAAUCCCAUUAAGUUGCCAUUUGCUGCCAUUAGGGAGAGUACAAGUGACACCACCAAGACGUCGCUCGAUGUGAGUGCACUGAAGAGCUUGUAUAGUUAA
Molecule: messenger RNA, 1989 nt
Organism: Naegleria fowleri
Lineage: Eukaryota; Heterolobosea; Eutetramitea; Acrasida; Naegleriidae
Exons: 4
Coding region: 1-1989 (662 amino acids)
Cellular component (GO): nucleus
Molecular function (GO): protein binding
Source: RefSeq, a predicted model, not a curated record